GCCCCCAGCGCCCUGCCGGAAGCCGCUGCGGCGCCUUCCGCCCUCGGUCACGAUGGCGGCGGCUGAGCGGCUGCGGCGCCGGCUGCUGCUGGCGGUACCGUGGCGCUGGCGCUGCAGCCCUCGCCGCGGAGCUGCCUGUUGCCCGCCGGCGGGACAGAUCCGUGACACCUUCCUCCGCUUCUUUCAGGAACGCUACGGCCACCGCCGCCUGCCUUCUGCCCCCGUGCGGCCCCGUGGGGACCCGCAUCUCCUCUUCGUCAAUGCGGGCAUGAACCAGUUCAAGCCCAUUUUCCUGGGCACGGCGCACCCCCGAAGCGAGCUGGCACAGUACCGGCGGGUGGUGAACAGCCAGAAGUGUGUGCGCGCCGGAGGGAAGCACAACGACUUGGAGGACGUGGGACGAGACACUUACCACCACACCUUCUUCGAGAUGCUGGGGAGCUGGUCCUUCGGCGAUUACUUUAAGGAAGAAGCAUGUAGCAUGGCCUGGGAGCUCCUGACAGAAGUCUACCAGAUCCCUAGGGAUCGUCUCUACGUCACCUAUUUUGGUGGAGACCCUUCACUGGGACUGUGUGCAGAUGAAGAGUGUAGGGACAUAUGGCUCCGCCUGGGGGUGCCUGCCAGUCACGUGCUUCCUUUUCCAUUGAAGGACAACUUCUGGGAGAUGGGAGAUACAGGUCCCUGUGGUCCCUGCUCAGAGAUCCACUAUGACCACGUGGGUGGUGGCAGAAAUGCUGCUACACUGGUGAACCAGGGCAGCCCUGAUGUCGUGGAGAUCUGGAAUUUGGUCUUCAUUCAGUACAGCAGAGAGGUGAAAGGGAAUCUGCUUCCCUUGCCGCAGCACCACGUGGAUACAGGAAUGGGCCUGGAAAGGCUGGUGACAGUUCUGCAGAACAAACGCUCCAGCUAUGACACAGAUCUCUUCACUCCGAUCCUGGAUGCUAUUCACAAGGGCUGCAGGGGGCCCAAAUACCAAGGUCUGGUCGGGGAUGCUGAUGUUGGGCAUGUAAAUAUGGCCUACCGUGUGGUUGCAGAUCAUGUGCGCACCUUGUGCGUGUGCAUCACUGAUGGCAUCUACCCAGGCUUCUCUGGAGCAGAACUGGUGCUGCGUCGGAUCUUGCGCAGGGCUGUCCGCUUUUGCUCUGAAGUCCUCCACGCGCCACAGGGGCUCCUGGCCUCCCUGGUGCCUACUGUGGUGGAAGUGCUGGGAGAUGCCUAUCCAGAGCUGACGAAGAAUGCAGACCAGAUCAUGGAUGUCAUCAAUGAGAACGAGGUAGCUUUUCUGUCCUCCCUUGAGCGUGGGAGACGCAUCAUUGAGCGGACAGUGCAGCAGAUGGAGCCCUUCACAGAUUUUCCAGCUGAAGUAGCCUGGUCUCUCUAUGGGAAUUUGGGAUUCCCCCUGGAUCUGAUUGAUUUGAUGCUUGAAGAAAAAGGAAUUAGGUUGGAUUCAGCUGCUUUUAACAAACUUGCUCUGGAAGAUGCAAAGCAAAAGGCUGGUAGCCCACAGGCAGGACAGCAGAAGGACACAAAUGUGCACCUUGAUGUGCACUCGCUGGCUCAGCUGCAAAGCAACAACGUGCCUGCUACUGAUGACUCUCCAAAGUACGCCUACGCGCUUGGGCAGCAUGGGCAGUACGAGUUCAGCCCAUGCCAGGCCACUGUCCUGAUGUUGUACAGGGAUCAGUCUCUCCAGAAGGAGGUUGGGCCAGGACAGCGGUGUGGUGUCAUCUUGGACAGAACUAACUUCUAUGCCGAGCAGGGUGGGCAAGCCUCUGACCAAGGCUACAUGAUAUGUUUAGAACAGCAGGACAUACUCUUUCCUGUAGAGUCAGUCCAUCUCUGUGGUGGUUACGUGGUCCAUGAGAUUACUGCUGUGGAAACCCUGCGUGUUGGUCACCAAGUGCAGCUUUUUGUGAACGAGGCUCAGCGGCUGGCCUGUAUGACAAACCACACUGCUACCCACCUGCUGAACUUUGCGCUUCGCCGUGUCCUGGGUGACGCCACAGAGCAGCGAGGGUCCCAUGUGACAGCAGAGCGACUGCGCUUGGACUUUGACACCAAGAGCCCUGUGAGUGUGGAGCAGCUGCAGCAAGUGGAGCAAGUGGUGCAGGAUGUGAUCAAACGAAACGAGGCUGUGCAUAUAGCUGAGAUCCCCCUCGCACUGGCAAGAAGUGUGCAGGGACUCCGUGCAAUGGAUGAGAGCUAUCCAGAUCCAGUGAGGAUAGUGUCCCUGGGGGUCCCUGUGGAGAGUGUGCUGACCUGCGACUCUGAGGCUGCCAUGCAGACCUCUGUGGAGCUCUGCUGCGGGACGCACCUUCUGCAGACAGGAGCUGUGGAAGAUCUGACCAUCAUCAGUGAGCGUCAGCUUGUUAAAGGGGUUAGCCGAGUCAUCGCAGUGACAGGGCAACAAGCCAAACAGGCCCGGGAAGUAGGCAAGUGCUUGGCUAUAGAGGUGGACUCUCUCUCCCUGCGAAUGCAGCAGGGGAGCACCUCCAUUCCUGAGAUGCAGAACCUCUCCAAAGAAGUUGGCCAGCUGACCAAAGUGGUGACUAACACUGCAAUACCCCAGUGGCAAAGAAAAGAACUGCAGACUGUCCUCAAAGCACUACAGCGAACAGCCAACACGGCCAUCAAGAAACUGGAGUUGCAGGAGGCUGAAGAGAAGGCAAAAAGCCUGCUACCAAAACAUUGCAACCAGCCUGUCAUCGUUGAUACCAUCCCAGCUGACUCUCUCUCUAUCCUAAUGAAGGUAGUGAACCAUCUGUGUGACAAGUGUCCUGGCACAUCAGUCUUGCUCCUCAGCCCUCAGGCUUCUGGUGAGGUGCUCUGCGCGUGUCAGGUGUCCAAGAAUUGUCUUCCUGUGUUCUCAGCUUCUGACUGGGCCGUGGCUGUCUGUACAGAGAUGGAAGGAAAGGCAGGAGGUUCUCCUGUCGUUGCCAAGGGCAGUGGAAAUGCCAAGGGCAUGCAGAGAGCCCUGACUGCUGCACUAACGUUUGCUCAGAGUAAACUCUGACAUAUAACUGUAAUGCUUUGGUGGUAGGACAGCUGUAUGAAGACCAGCUGCAAGCCAUGCAGACACUUGAUGCAGAGCAUGUGUUAUACUCUGCUGAUCUGAAAUGUUCAGCAGCCAUCACACUGAACAUUGCUGUGACCAAUGCAUUUCACUUCUGGCCAUCUGAGAUCGGGAUGAGCCCCAUCCCACUGCCAGAAGGAUACUGCGUGUUCUCAGCAUGGACACAUGGAGGUUGAGCCUCAGAAAGCACCAGCUGCAGCAACAGAUCGUGUUUCUCCUGGAACAGAGUGGUUCAUCCUACAAGACCAGCAUCAAGAGGCAACCAUGAGAGCAGGCGGGGAUGGCACAAUGUUACUUUAAAGCCAUUAAAUGGCUGCAUCUUUUUCUUCUUUUUGUUUUCUUCUCUGCUCUGGUGAAGGGCUCUGUUCUGUCCCUGCUGCCCCACAAAUCAGCAAACACUCUUCUCUAAGCAGUCCCAUCCUACUGCAGAACUCAGGAAAUCAUUCUGAUUAAAAAUGCUACUAUACUUUAGAAACAGGAAGUGACUUCCUGCCUUGCUUUCAGGCUCAGCCUUGUUAGGCUACACAAGCUGGGGGAAUUGCUCUGCAGCAGCCAUGCACCUCUGGGAUCAGUCACACACAGGUUUGGUGUCGAUAUUCCUCAACCUCUGCAACUUCAGCUAGAGCUGCAGCUCCUUCUCCAUGCCUGCAGCAGACCCAACAUCCCCUGCACUACCUUUCUAGAAAUGUUAAAACCUGCCAGGUCUCUAAGUAGGGCUGCAGCUUGCUGCAAUGGUGCUGGCUCUGCUCCUGCUUCAGUCUUGGGGGACAGACCUAACAGCUUGGAGCCCAUUUUCUUUCUCCUUCUUUGCUGCUCUUGGCCUUUCUGGUCAUGAAAUACAGUAUUUAAUUUCUUCUAUUUGAGCCUGUAAGGAUUAUGUAGGUCAUUAAUGAGGCUACAGCAUAACCAAGUCAUGAUAUUACUAGAUCUCAUAAGCUCAGUGCCAGAAAAAAGAUCUUAGCCUACCGGUGUGAAGUUUUGUGGGCACCCCAGGCUGGUGAAGUGGGGUUGAUGCAGUAGAAAUGCUGGGCCAUCACUGAUUCUAGGAGACAGCAUUUCCUGCUAUUCUCCUGGCAAACACCCCCCCCCCCCCGGUGCACAGACUUCAUCCCAUCCUCCCCUUUCCCUGCUGCAGAAGGACAAUAACCUCAUGUCCUGUGCUGCAGCUGUGGUAGCUGCCACAUUUCUGCCUGGAACAGCCUGCCUUUCAGUGGCAAGUCAAGCAAUGCUUAGGUGGGGGGCUUGGGGGAACAAGAUGGGAGUUUUAAAUGUUGUUGUCUGGCUGAAAUAGCAGCCUGCAUUGCUUUAUCCAAGGUGUAAGCAGUAUGCUGGGCACACGUUUGCAACUCCAAACAUGCACUCAGGAGAGACGGCAGGGAGCAAGAAACUAAUUAGAGACAUGAUGGGGGUUUUUGCUGUGAGCAGGUGCUGUCACAUUGGCAACACCUCCCUAAGUCCAGAUGGACCUCAAGGUCCUUUCAGGGUGUAU
Pogoniulus pusillus (Red-fronted tinkerbird) is the source of this 4562-nucleotide messenger RNA. It is a transcript of the gene AARS2, whose product is annotated as alanyl-tRNA synthetase 2, mitochondrial. Lineage: Eukaryota; Metazoa; Chordata; Aves; Piciformes; Lybiidae. Gene Ontology annotation, cellular component: cytoplasm; mitochondrion. The transcript is spliced from 22 exons. The coding region runs from base 53 to 3013 and encodes 986 amino acids. Gene Ontology annotation, biological process: alanyl-tRNA aminoacylation. Gene Ontology annotation, molecular function: aminoacyl-tRNA deacylase activity; alanine-tRNA ligase activity; ATP binding. The record is from RefSeq and is a predicted model, not a curated record.